Strigops habroptila (Kakapo) is the source of this 7824-nucleotide messenger RNA. RefSeq names its product pleiotrophin (gene PTN). Gene Ontology annotation, molecular function: growth factor activity. The coding region runs from base 510 to 1007 and encodes 165 amino acids. The transcript has 5 exons. The record is from RefSeq and is a predicted model, not a curated record. NCBI's taxonomy places the organism in Eukaryota, Metazoa, Chordata, Aves, Psittaciformes, Psittacidae.
GGCCAACCCCGCCGCAGCGAGGGCCCCACCGGGGUCGCUCCCUCCCUCUCUCCCUCCCUCGGCAGCGGGCGCAUGAGGAGCUGCCGUCGCGCCCUGUCCCGUCCCCUCCCACCAUCCCAGCCCCCCCCCGGCCCCGGGGGCGAGGCUGCCCCGCGGGUGACCCGCCCGGCGGGCGCGGCCCCUUCUCAUCACACGAGGGGGCAGCGCGGCCGCUCGCUCUGCCCCGGCGCCCGCCUGCCUCCCUCCUCUCGCCGCCGCGCUGCAGCCCGGGCUCCGCUGAGUCAAAGCGCGGAUCAGGUUCCCUGCCUCCAGUAUAAAAAUCUCGGCGAGAAAUCUCCGGCUGGAGAGAGAGAGAGAGACAGGGGGUUUGAGGCGGUCGGCGGGGCGAGCCCGUCUGUGGGGAAGCGAAGGGACGCGCUGCGGCGGCGGUAGCAGCAGCCGGGGCUCACUGGAGACGCCUGAGGCUCACUCCUCUCAGCUGCUGGAGAAGAGCUUUCUGCCGCCCGAAAAUGCAACAGCAACAACAGCAACGUCGAAUGUUCACAGCUGCCAUCCUGGCAUUUGUUUUCAUUCUGGCAGCUGUGAGUACCACAGAGGCUGGCAAAAAAGAGAAACCAGAGAAAAAGGCAAAGAAGUCUGACUGUGGGGAAUGGCAGUGGAGUGUCUGUGUGCCCACCAAUGGUGACUGUGGCCUGGGGACACGUGAGGGCACUCGCACUGGAGCUGAGUGCAAACAAACCACCAAGACCCAGAAGUGUAAGAUCCCCUGCAAUUGGAAGAAGCAAUUUGGAGCAGAGUGCAAAUACCAGUUCCAGGCCUGGGGAGAAUGUGACCUGAAUACUGCCUUGAAGACUAGAACCGGGAACUUAAAGAGAGCCCUUCAUAAUGCUGACUGCCAGAAGACUGUCACGAUCUCAAAGCCCUGUGGGAAGCUUACCAAACCCAAACCUCAAGAAUCCAAGAAGAAGAAAAAGGAAGGCAAGAAACAAGAGAAGAUGCUGGAUUAAUGGAGCCAACUUGGGCAAUGUGAGAAAGGGACAUCAGCAAACAUGAUCAGUUAACAGUUUCGUUUAUACCUAGGCAUUUUAUCCUAAAAUUAUUUAUAGCUUAAUGGUACCAUAGAAGGAAACAAGCAAACAGAAAAAAAAAAAUAAUCUUUUUUUUUAUUACUUUAGUAUUUUUAAUGUAUAACCCUAACAAAAACUUUUAGAGGCCUGUAAUAAAGGACUCCAAUCUCAUUUAGAAAAUUAUGUCUAUUGUAUAUUGAACAAUGUAGAGGUUUUUAAAAUAUUCUCAAGUCUUGCCAUAGGUCUCAGUCUGGCAAUUACUCCAUGCAAGCAGAACCUGAGCCUGUGUGGAGCUCUGCUGAAGCCAGUGGUGCCCUGUGUGAUCAUAGGAGUCUGGCUGGAUGCGAUUAUAUUUAAGAUUGGGACCUCAUAUCUGAAGAAACCCAGACUUGUUUCUUAAGUUCUUAUUACAUCUUGAUAACUGUAUGAAAUUAUUUUUAUGGAAAGGAUGGGGGCAUUUGAGUAUUUACAGGCAUAGAAUUUUUUUUGGCCACCAUCUCCAGGUAAAAACCAGUAGCACUCCUGUCCUUGGUCACAUUUUGGAUGUUAGCAGUAAAAAUUUUAAAAUCAUUCAACAGUUGGACAUGGAAGAGUCCUAAUUUUUCAUGAUUUUCUAGCAAUGAUUUUUCCAAGUAGAAUGUUAGCAAAACUUCCUUUUUUUAGCAUAUCAAUGCUGAUGGAUGGUAGCAUCCCCUGGUUUACCUAUAAAAGCUGAAAAAUGCUUUCUUUUAUUUGUUUAUUUUGCCAGAAAGGAGAAUAUCCUUUUGACAAAAAUCUAGUUGAAAUUGUUGUGAUUCUGCCUGACCCAACUCCCUCUUGUAUCGGUGGGAAUUGUCCUGUUGAUUUUAUGUAUAGCUGAUUGAAAAAUACUAUGUCUGAUGGGAAGUAACAGAAGAAAUCUGUUUGGAAACUGCCUGAAGUUGUUUGUAUUUUUGACUUAAAAAAAAAAAGGACAACUUGUGGAACUUGAAACCAAUAAGAAUGGAAUUAAUUUUUGUUUCUCUGUUAGUAAAGUAGAAGGGAAAUAUAAAAGCAGUACCUUUUCUUUCUUCCAUUUUUAUAUAAGCAAAAAAAGACCUUGGAAAAUUUCACUCAACGUAAAAAGAGUUCUGUGAUUUUUUUUUUUUUUUUUUUUUUUUUUUUUUUUUUUUUACUGAUCUGCAGGAAAAAAAAUACAGCCAGCUGGUUUUCAGUUUGUUCAAUUUUGCCUAUUUUAAAUGAUAAUAACAAUAGAGUCAUAAAGUAGAAAAAAGAUCCAACAAAGUGCUGGCCUGUUCCCAGCUAAACAGUCGUUUAAUAAACUAAACAAGUAAACCAGACUUUUCAGAGGAAACGUGUUUUCAGUGCCCGAAUUAAUUUCAAAAUCAUUCCUUGCCUGCUGGUCAAGACGAAUAGACUCCUUGAAAUCCUGCAGGUACCCACUGACUUCAGCGAAGCUGCAGCAGAGUGUAUUCAUCUGCUGUCUUGAGAUUAGCUAGUAGACAAGUAGAGAGUCUUUUUCCAGACUAACAUCACUCCCCUUUUCUAUGCAAAAAAAUAUAUAACAAUUGCAGAGCUUGCCCUCUUUUUUCUUACGUGGAGAGUAUGGCUGAUCUGAACUUACAGUGUGGCAAGUCCAUCCAUAGAUUUUCUAAACCCUUCUGACGCCAGCUAGCCAAGCCGGCACAUAGUUCAAGGUAGACUAGCCACCUGAUUAUUUCCCAGACUCCUUGGGUGUGUUUUGCCAUCUGUGUUGAUGUCCUUGUUAUUUUGACUAUGCUGUUAGACAUACCUGAGCCAGUGGUAUAAUUAAAAAUGUCCCCAACAUGUGGUGGAUGUGCAAUGACCAAAUCCAAAAUCAUAAAGGCUCAUGUUUGGGUGGUUCUGGGUGCUAUUUGCUUUGCUCAUGGUCUAAUCAGGUCUACCUGUGCUUGUGCCUCAGACUUAAACUAAUGAAUUGGUAGGUCUGAUUGAAAGCAAAGGGAGAAAGAAGCUUUUUCACUCACCAAAGGUUUGUCUGUCUAAAUGCUGCAUCAGUUCACUUAAAGUGGUUCAGCUUUGAGUGCAAACACUGUUGCACCAUUGUCUUACACUGGUUAAUCUAGUCCAUGUUUCACAGGGAGCUGGCAGGAGUUGGGAAUGAUGCUGAGACCAACAGUUUGACUAUCCUUUAGUGAACCUUAGAUAUGGCUUCUGAUUUCCACCUCUGUGAGUAAGAAGAAAAUAAUUUCCCCUGUGUUUCCUCUGACACCUGAUGGCCCUUAUGAUUUACUGCCCAUCUGGCUUGUUAAAGGAACAUUCCUGCUAGUUUUUGAAGGAGACCACUCAUGUUCCUAUGGUGGUAUAGGGCCUCCAUGGAGAGAGUUUACAGAAAACAAAUAAACAAACAGAAAAUUACCAUGUUAGGACCAGACGAAAGUGCAGCAGUCCUGGUAGCAAAGAGAGUGAAAUACGAGAAUUCCUCUGUACUACUCAGCUACAUAUGUUUGGAUCUGUAUUAACAUCUUAUUGUUGACAGUAAUUGGAGUUUUAUCUGCCAUAGUUUAUGAACAAUGAAGAAAAUUUCUAAAAAGGUAGCAGAAAACAUUUUGUGGAAACUCUGACAAUGAAGGAGAUGAUAAAAGUGAUUCAUGGCAGAACACAGAGGAAGAUUGAAUAGAAUAGGUUAGUCAGGUCAGCUCUGAAAGGGGGUGCCUGGUACCUAACAGGAGCAGUUGCUUCACUAGUGACAUUGUCAAGAAAGCAAGAGGCAAAAAUAUGAACAAAACCUCUUCCCAUCCUGUCUUGCUCAGUUUCCACUUGAGUCAUUCUGAAGUUUCUCCUUAUUUGCUUUCUAAUCUUCUACCCUCCCUCCUCUGGGAGGGGAAGCUUGUCUGACAGUGCUGUGGGGGUGGCUACUUCAGAUGCAAUAUGUGAUUUACCCUCUUGGUGCUAUCCUGUUAAAAUGGAAAAUGACUUAGCAUAGGUAGGUUGCUUAGCUAGUUUAACCAACUGAAGCUUGUUUCAUGAAUGUCCCUCUUGAGAAGUGGUUUCCGCAUUCAUUUGCUACAGCUAUGUUAUGGUAUGGGGAGAUGAUAGAAAUCCCCCAAAUUAAAGGCUUUUUCUGAGCACUCAGAUCUCUUAGAGAAAAAGAGAGAUGAGUUGUUGAACAUCAGCUAAGGAUGAACCUUCAUCCAGACUCUGGAUUCUAGCAAGUUUAAACUUAGGAGAAUUUAGGUAUAGCUCAGUUCCCUUCCUCUGAGUAGGGUGAGCCAAACUUCUAAGCAAAUAGGCCUGUCUGUAUUUUGAUUUAAAACAAUAUUUGAUGAUUGGGGCAUUUUCUUACUUUGACAUGUCUGCUGACAGAAGUGCCCAUAUUGAAAGAGAACCAUUGCUAGUCAGCCUGACAUAUUUAACAGACUAUUGAAUACAGCAGAACUAUGGGGCAAGGCUCCAGGAAGCAAGAACAUUUGUUGUACAUGUAGGUAGAUACUAAGUUAUAACUUACUGAUUCUCAUCUUCUAAUUCCAUAAUGAUAUUUUGGACUGAAGAAAGGAAAGAAUAACAAUCAUAAAACAUAUCAACAGACAGUGUUGGAGACCUUAUGAAAAAGAGAAAGGUGUGAAGUCAGGAGCAUUUUAUACAAACUUCUUUUGCAUGCUCCUGGAGUAGGGAAGACAGGAUUAGUGGCUGGCACAUUGGUUAUUAUGCUUUGCUUGAUUUGUGCCUUAAUGAAAACUAAUCAAAUGUAGAAUGUUACAGAGAAGUCAAGUCCCACUCCAACCUCAAAAGAACGUGUCCAACCAGAGGCAAGGUCAAACAGAGACAAUAGUGUAUCUGUCUUUUCUGGUUUACGAGUAGAAGCUAUGAUGAUGUUGAUAGGUGAAAACAUGAUGUAUUUCUUUAUCUUUGGUUAUAUCCUUCACCAUUUGGCAUGUGGCAAUGAACAAUUCAAGUAAAAUAACAGACUAUUAGGAUGAACUAAGGGGAAGUGAAUACUUAUGGAGACUAUUUGUGGAAACAGGCUAUAAAACCCCAUAAACUAUCAUGCUGCUAGCAGGGAGUGUUUGAAGAUAAACACUGUAUAGCAUUUCCAUUUGUUUAAUGAAAUCCCUUAACAUAUGAUAAAUUUUAUCCAAGCUUCUUUAGUCUAACGUCAAUGAUGAGGAUGGGGCAAAAGGCAGCCUGACUGCCUCAGCUUAGGAAGUGCGACAAAUUAACAAUGUAAACCUGACACUUUUCUAAAGCAAAAUACUGGUGAGGUACACCAUUUUGACAGGACAUAGUAGUCUUUCACAUCUCCCAAAUUCUUACAAGAGUGGGAAGCAAUAUGUCAACGGGGAUAGGUAUCUCAUAUUCAAUCUUUUAAAACUCUGUAGGACAGCAUCUUCUGUGAACUUCUGAUUGUGUUCUCUCCUCUGUGGGAACAGAUUAGACCUGUUGUCUGUCUUCCUCCACUCAUCCAUAAUUUUUAUAGUAUUUGUAGGUUUUCUGUCAAUUCUGCUAAGGCACUCUACCUCUCAGGCAAACCGUGGGUAUCAUUGAUCCUUCCUCAUGCUUGAGGCUGUAUUCUCCAUUACUCACUGAAGUGUUGCAAAACAGCCCAGCAAGCCCCUACCAUUGGUACCUCUCAUUGUGUCCUUUUAAGGACAAUAGCAACUUGUUAAUCAGAAGAUGACAAUGAACACGGAAAUAUGAGAAUGAGCAAAGAAUUCCUGGAUUCUCUGGGGGAGUGAUUCACUGGUAAAACCUUUGUCAUAGCUCAACCUGGGCAAGGCUUCCUGGGAGAAAGAAAUGCAUAACAUAUGAUCAAAAAUUAGACAUAAUGAUGAAAGAGUGUCUGCCGUCAAUCAGAAAACCACCUUAGCUAGGUAAACAGUGGCAAGAAGCUGCAUCCUUUCCCACUGUGUCCUCUUUUACCAUCAAAUUAAAGAGAGGAGACAUGUGUCAUAGAACUUCAGGGACAGUGGAAGACUUGCCUGAGCAAAUAGCGCAUGGAGAGAGCCUCUUCCACCCCAUUGAUGUUUGCGUUUGGAGAAGGUCUAGGCUGUCUUGCUCAGCAGAAAACUUUGUGUGCUUUUGGACCAAAACUAAAUGAUGCUGAAGUCUAACAGUUUUCCUAAUGUUCCCUUUCUGCUACUCUUCAAAAAUGGUAGUCUGCCUUGUGGCCUCAUCACUCUGACCUGAGCAGAAAUGAGAUAUUUCAAGAAAAAUAUGGGAAUUCAACUAUAAUCAACUAUCAUUAUCUCGUUGGUGGGGCUUUUCAAUCCUUUUGCCCUUUCUGCAGUUUUCCACUUAAAUGUGAAGUGUCUUGGGGUCCCAGAUGGCUAAAAAUGCAGUAGGUAUCUCCUAGCCCUAGCCUUUAAAUUGCUUGGCUUUGAGUGAGUUGCCUAUUCCUUAUUUUAAAAAAACACACAAUAACAAACAAAACCCCAAACAGAACUAGAAGCAUGUGUCCAACGUAUGAAUUUGCUGGUGAGAUAAAACAGAGGCUCCCAAGUAUUCCCAUUUCAGAAGGUCAUUCAAAGUUAAAGACACUAUAAAAGCUUUAGCCCUGAAUUCUGUGAUGUAAAGCUAGAAAAAUGGAUAGUAUGUUCAAAGCUGUCUUAACUAUAGCCAAUUUCAUUCAAUUAAUUACGCUGUUUAAGUUGCCUCACCCUCAUCUACCUGGCAAGAAGACAUUAUUUAACUUUUCUCAUUAGGUCGUUCAUUGCACUUCCCAUAUUGUAAUUGUGUAGUUCAUCUAGAUUUUUAUAGCUGAACGAAUGGCUCUGAUAAUCUAAAGCGUGUUGUGGUUGCUGAGGGGACCUGAAGCAAAGUCAGGUUAGUACGGCUGCAGCUUUGAGCUAGAAACCACCUAAUGAGGAUAUCAGCACAAGGCACAGCAGGUCUCUAAAUAUAUAUGCAUACAUACCGCAUAUAUGUUCGUAUAUGAGGAAGCAAAACUAUUAAAAAAGUGCAUCCAUAACUCAAAAUGUAUCUCACAAAUAGUGCUGCCAUGUUUUCAACCUAAAGUAGAAGUGAAGGAGCUUUUUGUCCUGCGUUGGUAUUUACACAAGGAUACAAAAGUAGUAUAUAGGAUGAAGAGAUAGGUUUCUUCCCACUCACCAGCAUAUCAGUUUAAGGAUAGCUGUGUCUGAGGAAAAUGCAAAACACAUACCAAUGAAAUGGCCAAUAAUAGGACUUAGUAUCACGGUGAUGUUCUUUUCUGUCACACCAUGUACGUGGAAGGGCUUUGUUCAAAGCUUCGAAGUGGAUGGACUGCUUCAGUUAGGUGCGAACAUACAAACCCAGGCAGAAAAGGCUUUUUCUCUGCCAAUAAAAAGUGAGGAAAAUGGGAAAAAAAAGAUGGAAAACAUAAAGUAAAACUGAAGUCAACUUAAUACUUGUAGUUUGGAUGUUAAACAGAAAGAACAAAUGAAAGUCAAAAUAAUGAAUUAAAGCCUGAAUAUCAUGUUCAAUGGAUUUCUAAUUCUGUAUAUAUCUAUUAAACCAGUGCUAUAUGAUGUCUUCUCAUGGGUUACUCUCUUUUUCCUUUUCCUUUUCAUUUUUUUUUUCAGUUUGUAUAUUGAUUUUGUAAGCUAGCAGUGUGUUACCUUUUCAAUUUUUUUAAACUUGUAUGAAAGCCAUAUAUCCAUAUUGUAGAAUGAAAGCAUUAAUCCUGUAACAUCCCUUAAUGUUUCCCUUAGCUCUGUGGGAUUGUGGGAGGCUCUAGCGAAUGUAUAUGUUUACCAAUUGUAUCAACGUAAUUUACUUGCUCUUAGUGGCUAUAAAGAAUUAAAUAAACUAAUACACAGAA